Bactrocera oleae (olive fruit fly) is the source of this 3135-nucleotide messenger RNA. Its product is annotated as alaserpin. Gene Ontology annotation, molecular function: serine-type endopeptidase inhibitor activity. NCBI's taxonomy places the organism in Eukaryota, Metazoa, Arthropoda, Insecta, Diptera, Tephritidae. The record is from RefSeq and is a predicted model, not a curated record.
CGCUCAGUACAUACCACAACAACGCGUAGUGCCGUCAUUCUUGACCGGCACACAUAAAUACUCCAACAAGUCAGCGAAAAUUCAGUCAACAAUUGUUAAUGUCAUUAAUUCGACGUAAAAUAGUGAACGCAACAAAUUUGGUUGCCCUGUGGAAUCUCUUCAGCAGACGUGGAAACAAUUGCAAAUUCAAUACCUUCCUUACAUUCGUUCUACUACUCUCCGUAUACACAACAACUGCAAGCAUGUCGAAUCACGAUCAAAUUGGAACACAACGUGAGUUCGCCAGCAAAUCGGCACAAUUUGCCGUAAAACUCUUCAAUCACAUGCACAAGAAAGAGCCCAACAGGAAUAUUAUAUACUCACCUUUCUCGAUACAAACAUGUGUGGGCAUGGCACGAAUUGGCGCAGUCGGUGAAACUGCUGCGGAACUCGACCGCGGUCUGGGUUUACCAUCGAACGAUGUCACGGCGAUCGCUGACACUUUUCACAAUGUAUUGGCCACCUAUAAGGAUAGUCCGAUUUUGAAGAUCGCCAAUAAGAUUUACGUGAUGCAAGGCUACAGCAUCAAGAAGGAGUUUAAUGAAAUUGCCACAACCAAAUUCUUCUCCUCAGCCGAUAGCAUUAAUUUCGCUGACAGCGCUAAAGCGGCAACUACAAUUAACAAGUGGGUAGAAUCCAAAACAAACAAUCUAAUCAAGAAUCUCAUUGCACCGGAUGCGGUGGAUUCUGACACACGCGUAGUAUUGGUCAAUGCCAUACACUUUAAGGGCGAAUGGAAAUACCAAUUCCCGAAAUCGGCAACACAUGAUGAUGAUUUCUACCUAAAUGAAGUCGACUCAGUGCGUGUACCAAUGAUGAAUUUGAAGGAAAGCUUCGGCUAUGGUGUUAUAUCCGAAUUGGACGCCACUGUACUCGAAAUGCCCUACAAGGAUUCCGAUCUAUCGAUGGUGGUGAUAUUGCCGAACUCACGCACAGGGUUGGGUAGUCUGCAAGAGAAGCUAAAGAAUUUCAAUCUCAGUGACAUCACACGUCAUUUGAUGACCACGAAAGUCAUUGUGAAAUUGCCCAAAUUCAAGGCGGAAUACGAUAUCGAAUUGAAUGAUGCUUUGAUAAAUCUUGGCAUGGCACGCAUGUUCAGCAGAAACGCUGAAUUCGGUAACAUGCUCGAUUCGGACGUGCCAUUGCAGGUCUCGAAAGUCGUGCACAAAGCCUUCAUUGAAGUGAACGAAGAAGGCACUGAGGCCGCGGCAGCUACUGCGAUGGUAAUGUGCGCCACAUCUUUGCGUUUUGUAAAAAUGCCCCGUAAGUUUUUCGUCGACAGACCAUUUUUCUAUGCUGUGGUUAAUGCAAACCAAAAUCUCUUAUUUGCUGGUACCGUUAACAACUUCAGUGACUAGAGUACACCGUAUACCAUAUACUACUAGUCAUCAGCUAUAUAGGGUGUCCCAUAGGGUAAUUACACGUAAACGCUUUUCGCUCGAUGUUGGAGUCAUCGGUACACACACUUUGUACCUGAUUGGAUUGUAGCGCGGAGAUGUGACUAUGCAGUGGAGAGUACAGGAAACAGAUUAAUACUAGACAUACAAGUAAAAGGUUAUGGGGCAUAUUAUAUUUGACUAAAAUGUGUAUUUUUGUUUUUGUUUCGGCAUAUACUUAUAAAAUAAAAAAAUUAAAAAAAGACAAACAACAAAAUUUUUAGUCAUCAGUUAAAGAGAAGUUUAUUCUGACGUCAAUUUUUCUUCGUACUUAGGUUGCCAUUUUUUCUUUCUCUGCGCCUCUAAGUUUUAAUAUUAUUUAUGAGAGUAAUAAAAUAUCGGAGUCUAAGUCGACCCAAGACGAUCGACAGGCCAUAUCAAACCCCUGAGUAUAUAUUUACGUGCCAUAAAAACAUUUCUAAACCGAUUUCUGUCGGUCAACUAAAAACACGUAAGACCCAGCAUUUGUCGGAUAAAUAUAAAUUUCACACCACACUCUCUAAAAUGCGAAAAGAAGCUAGAUCAAAUGUCACUUUACUGUUCGGCAGAUGAGUUGGAGCAGCAUUAUAUUAUAAUAGAUUUUUUAUACCGCACUAUCUCAGCUUAUCUCUUGAGGUAAGGCGAAGACUGUUGUAACAUGUGUUCUUGGAAUCAUGUUACAUUUGUUAACGAUAUGAAACAUUUUUAUACCUGAAAUGUGAAAAACAAACCUUUAUAACUGGUUAAUUAGUAAAAAAUAACACUACACUUUAAAAGAGAUUCUAGUUAUUUAUUUUCGGUUCAGGCGCUGCACUAUACCUAGAUCUACAUUAAAUUUAAGUUACUCUUUACUCUUUAAAAAAUCAUUUAACGAACUGUCUUCGCAGAUAAAAGACAUAAGAUUUCUUCAUAUUUUCAUAAUGCCUCUUCUCUCAGAUACUUGUAUGUUAUUAUAGAUUUCAUGACGGAAACCCGUGAUACAUUUAAUGGUGUCGGUUUAACUUUUUUCCAUUUAACUCAUCUCAUUUCUGCUCAAUUGAUAGUGGCUUGCAUAUUGUGUCUGUUCAUUGCAUCAUUCAAGAAAUACGAAAGGCUUCUGGCUAACAAAAUACCUCUCUCAACGCUGCUCUGCUUUCAGGUAUGGGUAUUUCAAAUUACGCACUCGAAAUCGAUCAAACACUGUUAACCUAUAAAGUAGAUCGACCAUUUAUUUACACGAUCAACAAUUGCUUAGACAACUUAACUGUUUUUGUUGGAAAGUUAGAAAAACCAUAAAAUGAAGUGACAAGCAAAUGUUCAUUUUUUAACUGUGAAAUAUUGUUAAGGGUUUUAUCAAACUCAAACACUUUUGUAACGGACAUUAUGUAGAUAUUCUCCACAAAUUCACACCCACACAAUCCAACAAUCAUUCAUAAUCGGUGGAGCAAAUAUCGCUAAUGCAUGCAUGCAAAUAUCAUUUGGUAUAUUUUCAGGCAUGAUUAUGGGCAGAUCUCUUCCAGCAUUAUCACCGCCAGUAUUCACCGUUGAUCACCCAUUUAUUUUUAUCAUUUACAGUGAUAUUGCGGAAAUUUCACUUUAUACUGGGCAAAUAAUAAAGCCAUAAUAUUAUGACAUAUUUUUAUACAAAAGUUUAAAUAAAAUAAUUUCAGAAAAAUUUUGAAAACAUAAAAAAUUCAAAAAA